Orcinus orca (killer whale) is the source of this 1940-nucleotide messenger RNA. RefSeq lists its product as uncharacterized. The record is from RefSeq and is a predicted model, not a curated record. Lineage: Eukaryota; Metazoa; Chordata; Mammalia; Artiodactyla; Delphinidae. The transcript has 4 exons. Bases 474 to 863 code for a protein of 129 amino acids.
GCCGCCAUUUUGCUUGUGGGCUGCCGCCCGCCGUUCCCUCUCCACCGCGGCUAGAAGACAGCCAACUGGAGGCAGAGCGGUGGACAGAAUCGCCGUCUAUUUCACAAGAGAUGCAUUCAACAAUUCACCGAAGGUUUGGGAAAGUUUCGGUAUUUGAUGGGAUUGGUUCUUUAUCCCCUUUCCCUGAGUAGCUCUCAAAUCUGGAUAUCGGUGAGCUGGGGCGCGCCACUGCUGGGUGGAAGGAUAAUGAUUGGAGGCCCUGGAAAGACACCCCACCCCAUGCACUUUCUCCCACUCCCAAAACCACCUCAGCCCUGGUCUGCCCUUCUCCCUCCCCCUCCUCAGUCUAGCCUCCAGCGCGGGAUGAACUCGGUUGGGGUGUCACUCGACGCCCACUAGGGGCUGAGGCGGUUCCAGUGCGCAGGCUCCGAGCACCGGAUAAAAGCGGAGCUGGCGAGUCCAGCGCCGUCUCGAUGGAGGAGCGAGAAACGGAAGAGGUCGGGGGGAGAAGCAGCAGGAAAAAUACAGCCACCGUCAGCGCCGCCUCCCUGCCACCGUGUAUCGGGCUCCACAGCCUCCCGGAGCCCUUGGUAAGCGGAGUCGGGAGAGGCAGAGGCGGUCCGUGCAGCCAAUCAGUGCCCGAGGUGUUCUGUUGGGCGUGUCGUGAUUGGCUAGCGGUGACCUCAUGCUGCAGCAGCGGGCGGGGCCAGAGCCGUCGGGGGAGGCUGUUGCGGAGAGAGAGCAGUGACGAUGGUGUUCAUUGCUGCCGCGGCCGGUGUGGAACCCAAGCGGUGGCGAAGGGAAUCUCAAGGCUUUUCCUUGACUAUUUUCUCCUGUCCCUGCGGGAGGGAAAAUGGAGAUGAAUGAAGAGCUAGACAGGCCUCUUCCCAGGUUACCCUACCCUUUCCAGGUUACUCUUCCCUUUCCCUUCACACUCUUCACUUUGCCCUUCAACAGGCAGGGCAAAGAGAAAUUUGAAAACCUGGCUGAAAGGCACUUUGAAUAGAAAUCAGUAGAGACAAAUUACAAAUUGCUCAGUAUAAAGCAUGAGGGUUUUGUUUUUGUUUUUAAUUGAGGGGCUAAAAAUACAGCUGCUUAAUUGUCAUAAACUGCAUCGUACUCUUUCUGGGAUGGCCUUUUGGCUUGAGUCCGUUACUGAUUAUGUAUCUUGUAGCACUGUGGGAACUGCAUUAUCAGAACAGUUUUAAAGUCACAGCUUGCGUAUUUGGUGCCCUCUAGUGCACUAUUUUCAAAUGACAAAAGCAUAGUUUAUCGGUGCCAAGCUGUUAACUGAAGAGGAUAAAAUGUACAUUUCAAUCCACCUUCCCAGUGUGAUUGAUCUUGUUUCUUUUCCUGACAUCCAAAGACACUGAUUCCUCUCUGCACAUACACAUUAUUUCAUAUCAUGACACUCACUAGGCUGUGACCUUGCACUAACUAGUUCCUUAAUCUCUGGGCUUCAAUUUCCUCAUCUGUAAAACGAGGAUGAUAAUCGUCAGAACUGUAAUGUGGACGCCCUGCACACACGGGGGGCACACUCACUGCUAGCUAUCUUUUUUUUACAUUUAAUAGAUCAGUCGAUACUAAACAUGCUUGAAGACAGUAAUCAAUCUUGACUCAGGUAUCAUAAUCUGGUGGUUGGGGAAUGUGAAGAACGUUAAUGAGUAGCUUAAAAGAUAAAGAACAGAAGUCUAGGUGUGAUUCUCAUCUCUGGUCCCAUGUUACUGAGUCAGUUCAUUGCAAUUCUCAAGUCUGGAAGCAUGGUAAAUUUCUCUGCAUCCUUCACAGUACCUGUAAUUACAUACCCUUAAGAAAUAUUUGUCUUGUUUUAAUGUUCAAGGUAAAUGGUGUUCUGGUUGAACCUAGAAAAUACAGAAAAUGCUGAAUGAUAGAAAAUAGUUAGUUUAAAGGUUUAAAGAUUUGGAUUCAAACUUGUUUUG